GCCUUCUGAGAUUUAGGGAAUAAAAGUAAUCUUCGCUCAGGAAGAGCUGAAUCUAAGAGAAAUCCAAGGUGAAAACUGGCAAUGAGAUACUGCACUACCUUCUUCUACAUUUGUGUGUAUAUAUACAGUCUGUCCUUUGAUGUGGAGAAACACAAAAAAGCAAAGAUGGUUCACCUAAUGGGCUUGUGGUUCACUGUUGCAAUUUUUCUCCUCAGCAUUCCAGGAGAUCACUGUGCUCAGAUAAUUGGAGGAAAAGUAUCAGUUCCACAUUCAAGACCUUUUAUGGCCAAGAUCAAAGGCUCAAAGGGGCGCCUUUGUGGGGGGACCCUGAUCAAACCAAACUGGGUAUUAACAGCAGCUCACUGCAUAAUAACAAACAAAACUGAAGUUAUUCUUGGAAUUCAUUCAGAAAACGACACAACAAAACAAGUUUUCAAAGUUAAUAAGAAAAUUUCUCACCCGGACUUUGAUAGGGUCAAAAAGCAGAAUGAUAUUAUGCUUCUUCAGGGUGAUUCUGGUGGUCCUUUGAUGUGCAAAGGGAAACAAAGAGGCAUCGUUUCCUUUGGUAAAGGAUGUGCAAAGCCUAAGUAUCCUGGUGUCUACACCCUUCUGACAAAGGAAUAUUCUCGUUGGAUAAAUAGUGUUAUUAAAAGCAAUUAAUAGAAUUAUCAUUUGAUGUUGACAUUCUUUUUUAUUAUAUUCAUUCAUUAUAAUUUCUUUAAGACAAUCUUUUCCAGGCUUUUCCCUCCAGAUGCAUUUGACUAGGCACACAAUACUGAGCCAACACAAAAUCAUUGAGCCGGCCAGCUAAAAGUACCAGCAAUUUCAGAUAAAUUAAUCUAGAGGGUAACUGAUCAGUUUGGGUAUUUAAGUUUUCUAUUUGAAUGCAAUUUUUUUAACAGUUUUCUUUUCUUUUAUAAAAGCUAAGCAAAAGUUUCUAGAAAUUAUUUCUCUUUAUUUUUCUCUCUGUGUGUGCACUUAAUCUGCUAGAUAAAAUUAUUCCCAUGUUUAUCACAAAUGGAAUGGUAACUUAUUUCCAGAAAGCAGAAGA
Messenger RNA from Thamnophis sirtalis, 1051 nucleotides. Lineage: Eukaryota; Metazoa; Chordata; Lepidosauria; Squamata; Natricidae. The record is from RefSeq and is a predicted model, not a curated record.